Messenger RNA from Oncorhynchus masou masou (cherry salmon), 1612 nucleotides. Its product is annotated as ras-related protein Rap-2a-like. Lineage: Eukaryota; Metazoa; Chordata; Actinopteri; Salmoniformes; Salmonidae. Gene Ontology annotation, molecular function: GTP binding; GTPase activity. The record is from RefSeq and is a predicted model, not a curated record. The transcript has a single exon. The coding region runs from base 101 to 727 and encodes 208 amino acids.
AGAGUUAUUUUGUAACAAAAUCAGAAUUUUAAGUCUUCAAAAAGAAGACAGAAGAAGAGAGACAGACAGUGUUAGAGGAAGUGUGUCAGAGGAAGUCAUCAUGUCUCUAGAAGUGAAGGAGAAGACAGAGGUGCGUCUGGUGUUCCUGGGGGCGGCCGGCGUGGGGAAGACGGCCCUGAUCAGCCGCUUCCUCCAGGACACAUUCGAACCCAAGCACCGGCGCACCGUGGAGGAACUGCACAGCAAGGAGUUCGACAUCGGAGGGGCCAAGGUCACCAUCCACAUCAUGGACACCAGCGGCAGCUACUCCUUCCCAGCCAUGAGGAAGCUCUGCAUUCAGAACAGCGACGCGUUCGCCCUUGUGUACGCCAUCAAUGACCCAGACUCCCUGGAGGCUGUCAAGAGCCUGCGAGAUGAGAUCCUGGCGGUCAAAGAAGACAAGUUCACACCCAUCGUGGUGGUUGGCAACAAGACGGACCGGCAUGGCGAGAGGACGGUGUCCAGCGAAGACGUGCUGUCCACUGUGGAGCUGGACUGGAACAACAGCUUCUUGGAGACAUCUGCCAAGGAGAACAACAACGUACUGGAGGUGUUCAGGGAGCUGUUGCAACAAGCCAACCUGCCCAGCCGGCUGAGCCCCGCACUGAGACGACGCAGGGAGACCUUCCCCAAAGACGGCAACAAACGGCCCCCCAUGAACAAGACCAACAGCUGCCUCAUUUCCUAAGGCAGAGGGGCUGGAGGGGUCUGACAGACAGACAAAGUCAGACAGGGGUCAGAGAGGCUGAGGAUGGGGACCCGAAGCUGGGUCAGUGUUACAGACAAACACAGUGGUGUUGAAUGUGCUACUACUACUGCUGCUAUAGACCGUGCUGCUGAGUUGGAGUCUGACGGCUUCAAUUCCCUGUAAGCCUCCUCAUCUAACCAUCCUAAGUAUCUCCACCACAGCAUUUCCACUGAAGUAGAGGAAAGGAACACUGACUGUUAAAGGGGAAGCGGAACUAAUGACAUCACACAGGUGCGGGACAUUGAUAAAGCUGAAACUAAAUGAAAGAAGUGCAAGAACACUGAAUGUCCUGAAUGUGGUGGUGUCAUUGUUAAAAAUAUACUGUGACAGUGCAAAAGUGGCAAUGAGCUUACUUUGUCAAGUUCUCAAUCUAUGUCCUACUAUGUUACUGUUGUGUUUGCCUUUUGUAAGUGUCGACGGUGUUCACUUGCAAUAACUGUGAAGAUAGACAGCUGUGACUAAUUGGGCAAAAGCUGCAUUUGGACAUUGUGUCAUGAGAGUUUUUUUAUUCAUCAAGUGAAGUUUCUUUGUGACAAAUCUUUAUUUUGCUUGUCAUGGCAACAAAGCAUAGUAUGUUCUGAGUCAACUCUGGUUGCGUCCCUCAUUCUAUAAUACCAAUUUGUUGUUUGGCAAUAUUCAUAUGCACUUGGAGUUAUUUUGCACAGAUAUCAUUAUUUAUUAAAAAACGUACAAAAUGUGUUAAAAUAUAAAUUAUAUAGAGUGUAUUGUUUUUCUAUGAAUAUUUGAAGUACAUGUUGAUGAUUAAAUCAUGUUUAUUCACCAAAACAGUAUAACAAGUACGUUAUGGCUUUAUUACUUGUUGUG